This is a messenger RNA of Echinostoma caproni, 1179 nucleotides long. Lineage: Eukaryota; Metazoa; Platyhelminthes; Trematoda; Plagiorchiida; Echinostomatidae. The record is from the annotation of a GenBank genome assembly.
AUGCCGAGAGCAAAGCAUCCACUACCAUCCUCUGCAGAAGACGAACAAUUUUAUACGGAGGAAUUCGAGAUCAGUGAGUCCGAUGACGAAGAUGCCUCUCCUCAAGCUAUGCAACAAGAAAGUCCCGUUGGAAAUGUGCUGGAGGAACCAAACGAUAUUUUAGAAUUCAAUCCGUCAAUGAACACACCUCCAUUUCAAGGAGGCCUUUUGCAAAAUAGUGAUACAGAAGACAAAAAUGACGAUAUCGAAGAUGGGGAUCUAUGGCCAUUUACCUCACUUGAGGCAAAUGAUAAGAAAAAAGUGCGCAUUUGCCGCAAACCUUUCCUGUUUGAAGAUCAGUGGACCACAGAACAGAUGACGAAAGAGGCUUUUCGCACGUUUGUACUCGAUCAAACACGUCUCCUUAUCUGGUUGGCUGAACGGCGACUGAUAGCCAACGAAUCUUACUGUCUUCAUUGCCCUCGCCCUAUUUCCAUGUUGCUUCAAAAAGAGAUCUCCCAUGGUGAUAAUUAUAAUUGGCGUUGUCGCAAAUGUAGCAAACGCGCCACACUUCGAGUCCGAUCCGUAUUUGACAAACUGAAGUCAUCUCUGGAUAUCCUCGUCUAUCUCAUGUACAUGUGGACGCAUGGUUAUUCGUUUGAGGAGAUGUGUGCCGAAACCGGUGCAUCUCCGAAUGUGAUAUCAACGUUCUUGAAUCGACUACGCGCUCAUUUGAAACGCGAAACCGAUCGACUGGAAGGCGUGAUUGAAAUUGCCGAAGGAGCCUACCUAGAUCCUCCACGAAUUUGUGCUCUGGCUGGAGUGGAACGGUUCGGCAACAAGUGUUUUUUAAUUCGAUUGCCGCAAGAACGGUGCAACCAAAAGCUACUAAUCCGAUUUAUCCGACACCGAGUGAUGCCCGGAUCCACAAUCAUCACCAGUGAUUGGCCGGGAUACAGACCACUUGGGGAUUUGCCUGAAGGUUAUGCCCAUUUGGUCGCGGAUCCGGAGAGAAACGUUACCAUACAGAAGGCGGACGAGUUGUUGGAGCAGCUAGCUAUCUUCAUUGAUGAAAUGCAAACUGACUGUCGUGAGCAGUUCAGUUCAAUUUUGGAUGAAUUUGUCUGGCGCCGAGUCUGUACCGAAGGUCGGUUAGACAAAGUUUGCUAUAUUUUGUCUCACUUGUACAACGUUUCUUGA